Centruroides sculpturatus (bark scorpion) is the source of this 399-nucleotide messenger RNA. Its product is annotated as putative E3 ubiquitin-protein ligase UBR7. Bases 46 to 384 code for a protein of 112 amino acids. Lineage: Eukaryota; Metazoa; Arthropoda; Arachnida; Scorpiones; Buthidae. Gene Ontology annotation, molecular function: ubiquitin protein ligase activity; zinc ion binding. The transcript has 2 exons. The record is from RefSeq and is a predicted model, not a curated record. Gene Ontology annotation, cellular component: cytoplasm.
AUUACCACUACGUGGCGUUGUAUAUUCGGGCGCGAUUUACGGAAGAUGGCGGAUAACCGAGAUGAAUCUGAGUCAAAAGUAUUGGUUAAUGUACAUACAGAUGAUAGCGGAAUUACUAUGCUGGACGUUUUAGAGGAAGAGCAAGAAUUAGAAGAAGAUGCUAAUGCAGUAUUAGGAGGCAGUGAUGAUCAAAAUUGCACAUAUUCCCAAGGUUAUAUCAAGCGCCAAGCAUUGUAUGCAUGCCGAACUUGCUCUACUCCUGAUACUGAACCAGCUGGAAUUUGUUUAGCUUGCAGUUAUGCAUGUCAUGGAGAACAUGAGUUAUAUGAACUCUAUACUAAAAGGUAUUUAAUAUUUAUUGGUUUAUUAAAAUUUAUUUCAUAAUUUUAUUUUAGUAAG